AUGAGCAUGAUAAUAACAAUUUUAGCCAUUGCUACUUUGUUUUCAUCCCAAUUAGCUUAUGCCUAUGAUGUCAAUCCUCUACAAGACAUAUGUGUUGCAGUUCAAGACUUCAACACUUCUGUUUUUGUGAAUGGAAAGUUUUGCAAAGACCCAAACCUUGCAAAAGUAGAUGAUUUUUUUACUUCAGGACUUAAUGAAAGUGGAAAAGUAGUGAGGCAAAUGUAUGGUUAUUCUGUGCAUAUUGUUGAUGUAAACAAUAUGCCAGGACUCAACACUUUAGGCAUUUCUAUAAUUCGUGCUGAUUUCGAACCAAAGGGUCUUAUCCCACUUCACACACACUCUCGAGCUACUGAGCUUAUAACUAUCUUGGAGGGCACACUUUAUGCGGGAUUUCUUCUACCUUAUGAAAAUAACUUCUUUAAGAGUCGUCUUUUCUCUAAAAUCUUGAAUCCUGGUGAUGUGUUUGUGAUUCCACAAGGGCUUAUUCACUUUCAGUAUAAUGUUGGACGUACAAAUGCUACUAUACUCGCUACUUACAACAGUCAAAAUCCUGGGUUCACCAUGAUUCCUAAUAUAAUAUUUGCUUCUGAUCCACCUAUUAUUGACGAUGCUCUUGCCAAAGGUUUCCAGCUUGAUAAGAAAGUGAUUAAACAACUUCGAAAGAAAUUUGCCUAG
Molecule: messenger RNA, 675 nt
Organism: Solanum verrucosum
Lineage: Eukaryota; Viridiplantae; Streptophyta; Magnoliopsida; Solanales; Solanaceae
Product: germin-like protein subfamily 1 member 19
Exons: 2
Coding region: 1-675 (224 amino acids)
Cellular component (GO): cell wall
Molecular function (GO): manganese ion binding
Source: RefSeq, a predicted model, not a curated record